UUCAAUCUGACACUCCCCUUCCUUUCUAGAAACGUGAGUGGAGCUCUCUCGCCCCUGGUCUGGGGGAGGGGAGCUGGGGAGGAGGUCCAUACUUCCGUCCAGACGACUUUCUCCUCGAGACCAGGUCUCUGCAGCGCCCAGCUACCCACUCAGCACUGUUCCUAGUUUGACGCCUGGAAAACUUCGCGUUCUGCUUUCUCUUGCGCCUGGCUCCACCCCAGCCCUGUGUCCCUCCAGCUCUACCAGUCCCAACUACCCCAUUCCAGUUGUUCGAGGGUGCGGGGGACAUCUCCCCGCCAGUCCCGGGUGGGACCAAGACUAGCUGCGAAUAUCAAGUGUCGCUCAACAGCGGAACACCGGCCGCGCCUCUGUGGUUGAGCCCAGAGCUGGAUUCUCUAUGAACCGUGUUGAGAGCAGCCUGGGGAUUCUGUCCCCAUCACGGUCACUCAACUCUUGAAAGGCGCUGGGCGCGCGCCGCGCACGGUGUCCCGCUACGGCAAGACCGAGACCCCACCGGAACCUUGAGCUAGGAGACGACUUUGAGUCUCGUCAGUCCGAAGCGAAGACGCAACAACCCAGCAGAGCCCCCAAGUGUCACCCAGACCCCAGGGCGCGGCGGUGGUGCACCUAGGGCGUAGCCAGAGCGCUCAGCUCUGGUGGCCAAACAAGUUGUCACCACGCGAGGAAAAAGCCCAGUGAGCUUACUGCGGGGCACUCAGGACUCUUCAGGCCGCCAGGAGGAGCUUGCUGGAGAAUGUCCUGAGCGCACUGUCUCCUGCCUAGGCUUGGAAAGGGGGAGUGGCGCUAGCGUGUCGGAGCUGGGAACCAAGCAAACGUCUGACCUUCCUCCUUCUACUGCCUUAGUCUCUUUGAGUAUUGAAGAAGGUUCUAGCAGCUGCAAAAGGACUUGGGCUUCCUUUUCCUAGAAGGCUGGUGAUGGAGCUCCUGUUUCUACCCCCGCAGGGACACUUGGAGCGUGCAGGCGGCGCAUGAGCCGGGCAGUGCACUUCCAGCUGUGUCGCCUGGCAGCUUUUCCAGAGCUUUCGUUUCCCAGCUCCAAGCCUGUAGCGUUCUAGAAGGGGGCAAGAAGGCACCCUCAGAACUGAGCACCGCCGAGAUGUCCGCACAGAGCUUGCUCCACAGCGUGUUCUCCUGUUCCUCGCCAACCUCGGGCAGUGCGGCCUCAGCCAAGGGAGUCUCCAAGAGGAAGCUGCGCCAGACCCGCAGCUUGGACCCAGCCCUGAUUGGCGGCUGCGGCGGUGACAGGGGCACCGAAGGCAGCGUCUGGGGGUCCACAACUGGCCGCCUCUACUGUCCGCAGCUCUUAGCCGAGAGUCUUGGUCCCCGAUCAGCAUCUUCUCCCCGGAGUCCUCAAUCCCGUGCUACCCGGUUCCCGCCACCCAGACCUCUAUGUUCAUCCUUUUCCACGCCCAGCACCCCGCAAGAAAAAUCGCCAUCGGGCAGUUUUCACUUUGACUACGAGGUCCCCCUGGGUCGUGGGGGUCUCAAGAAGAGCAUGGCGUGGGACCUGCCUUCUGUCCUGGCUGGGACCACCGGUGGCCGCAGCGCUGCCAGCAUCCUUUGCUCUUCUGGGGGAGGCCCCAACGGAAUCUUCGCUUCUCCCAGGAGAUGGCUCCAGCAGAAAAAGUUCCAGACUCCAUCCAACAGUCGUGGCCACCCCUACGUGGUGUGGAAGUCCGAGGGUGACUUCACCUGGAACAGCAUGUCUGGGCGCAGUGUGAGACUUAGGUCGGUCCCAAUUCAGAGUCUCUCAGAGCUGGAACGGGCGCGGUUACAGGAAGUAGCUUUUUAUCAGCUGCAACAGGACUGUGACCUGAGCUGUCAGAUCACCAUUCCCAAAGAUGGACAAAAGAGAAAGAAAUCUUUGAGAAAGAAACUGGAUUCAUUGGGAAAGGAGAAAAACAAAGACAGAGAAUUCAUCCCACAGGCAUUUGGAAUGCCAUUAUCCCAGGUCAUUGCCAAUGACCGGGCCUAUAAACUCAAGCAGGACUCACAGAGGGAAGAACAGAAAGAUGCAUCCGAUUUCGUGGCUUCCCUGCUACCAUUUGGAAAUAAACGACAAAACAAGGAACUCUCAAGCAGUAACUCAUCUCUCAGCUCAACCUCAGAAACACCAAAUGAAUCCACAUCCCCAAAUACCCCAGAACCAGCUCCUCGGGCCAGGAGGAGGGGUGCCAUGUCAGUGGAUUCCAUCACCGAUCUGGAUGACAACCAGUCUCGACUGCUAGAAGCUUUGCAACUUUCCUUGCCUGCGGAGGCUCAGAAUAAAAAAGAAAAAGCCAGAGAUAAAAAGCUCAGUCUGAAUCCUAUUUACCGACAGGUCCCCAGGCUGGUGGAUAGCUGCUGUCAGCAUCUGGAAAAACAUGGCCUCCAGACCGUGGGUAUAUUUCGUGUUGGAAGCUCCAAAAAAAGAGUAAGACAAUUACGUGAGGAAUUUGACCGUGGCAUUGAUGUCUCCCUGGAAGAAGAGCACAGUGUUCACGACGUGGCAGCCUUGUUAAAGGAGUUCCUAAGGGACAUGCCUGACCCCCUUCUCACCAGGGAGCUAUACACGGCAUUCAUCAACACUCUCUUGUUGGAGCCGGAGGAACAGCUGGGCACCUUGCAGCUCCUUAUUUACCUUCUACCUCCUUGCAACUGUGACACCCUCCACCGUCUCCUACAGUUCCUCUCCAUUGUGGCCAGGCACGCGGAUGACAAUGUCAGCAAAGAUGGACAAGAGGUCAUUGGGAACAAAAUGACAUCUCUAAACUUGGCCACCAUAUUUGGACCUAACCUGCUGCACAAACAGAAAUCAUCAGACAAAGAAUUCUCAGUGCAGAGUUCAGCCCGAGCUGAAGAGAGUACUGCCAUCAUUGCGGUGGUCCAGAAGAUGAUUGAAAAUUAUGAAGCCCUUUUCAUGGUUCCCCCAGAUCUCCAGAAUGAAGUGCUGAUCAGCCUGUUAGAGACUGAUCCUGAUGUCGUGGACUACCUGCUCAGAAGAAAAGCUUCCCAAUCAUCAAGCCCUGACAUGUUGCAGUCAGAAGUUUCCUUUUCCAUGGGAGGGAGGCAUUCAUCUACAGACUCCAACAAGGCCUCCAGUGGAGACAUCUCCCCUUAUGAUAACAACUCCCCAGUGCUGUCUGAGCGUUCCCUGCUGGCUAUGCAAGAGGAUAGGGCCCCGGGGGGCUCCGAGAAGCUUUACAAAGUUCCAGAGCAGUAUAUGCUGGUGGGCCACUUGCCUUCGCCAAAGUCAAAAUCAAGGGAAAGUUCUCCUGGACCAAGGCUGGGAAAAGAUAUGUCACAGGAGCCUUUCAAUAUCUGGGGAACUUGGCAUUCAACAUUAAAAAGUGGAUCCAAAGACCCAGCAAUGACAGGUUCCUAUGGUGACAUUUUUGAAAGCAGCUCCUCCCUCCGACCUGGGCCCUGUUCCCUUUCUCAGGGGAACCUGUCCCUGAAUUGGCCUCGGUGGCAGGGGAGCCUUGCAGGGCAGGACAGAGGCACUCAGGUCAUUCGGAGGACUCAGACGACAGCCACCGUGGCGCAAUGCAGUGUCCACCCUCCUGUGUCCCGUGUCUGCAGCACUCCCCACAUUCAUGGAGGCAGCAGGGGGGCCAGGAGGCCUGCAGCCAGGUCCGAGCCAUACCUGACCUUGAGCAGCACCAAAGACCUCGCUGAGGGUGAGCUGGACGCGGCCUGGCUGCAGAGUGGGGCCCAGCCUUCAUGCCAGAGACCUCGUGAGAGUGGCCGGGAUGACAGGAGACCCCCUCCUCCUUACCCAGGGCCUGGAAAGCCUGCCUUGGCCUCAGCCCAGCAGCCCCCAGAGUCUCCCUUGUGGCGGCUCCAGAAGCCAGAAGAAGGUUCAGUUAUAACUGCAGAAGAGGGAGGCCAACAGACCUCGAAAGAGCAUCCAGCCACAUCUAAAAAACUGAGCAGUGCCUACUCCCUCCCAGCCAGUGAGCAGAAAUUGGAGCAGCCCACAUGGCUCGACUGGCAGCGAGAGCGGUGGCAGAUCUGGGAGCUCCUGUCCACUGACAACCCCGACGCCCUCCCAGAAACGCUGGUAUGAGCCCACCAGCAGCUAGAGCCUGCCCUCCCUCAAAAUGUCCUCUUCCGGUGCACACCGGGAAAAUUGCUGAUGAACAAUUGAACACGUCCUUCUCUAUCUUCUUUCACAUUUUGCAAAAGCAACACAAGAGAAACUAAAUCCACUUCCCAAGGUAGAGCACUCAUACCCUUUUUGCCAUUUAAGAUAGGAUUCUAUUGCGUAGCCAGCCUUAGGAACCCCCCUAUCACCAAAAAAAUGACAAUAUCCAAUCUAAAAACUACCCACAUUGGCCCUAUAUAAGAUAAAACUCUUGCUUUGGUAUAGCUUAAUUGUAUUUAAGUGUCUUCAGUUUUGACUAUUGUAUAUUCUGUAACAGAUUAUGUAUGAUAAUCGAUAUGAUAUAUUCACAGAGAAGACAGAACUUUUUUUUAAAAUCACUUCACUUAUAUUACACCAUGAGAUAUAUUAAGCAACAAGAUUCUAUAAGUGUUCUAGAAUACGCACAAGCCAGUUUCUGUGCUUUUGCCAUAGCUUUUGAACUGGGGACAGCCCUCCCUUCAAUGCCUAAGAAAAACACUAAUGAAACAAAAGAAAAUAUGAAAAGCCAUAUUUUUAUAUAGUAGCAAGAUACAAAAAUUAUCAUCACCAAAGGCUUUUUACAUAUUGAAUAAGUCUUAAGGAAAAUGUUAAAUUUGAUAAUUAUGAAAUUUAUUUGUAGAACCUGUUGAGAAAGGAUUUACUUAAUCAAAUGUGAGAAAGGUGGUGCCUAACAAAAAGAAUUUAAAGGUUGUCCAUCCCAUUUUAGGUCAAAUUCAAUUUAUGUAAACCACAUAUAAUAUAUAUUUAUAAUGUAUAAUUUUUAUCUAUUUUUCAAAACUACAAACUGGAAUCCAACUAAAGUGCAUAAGAGUCUAAAUAUACAUUUAAAUUACACAUAGUAUCCCCCUGUUCCCUGGAAUUAAUAUUAGCCAAAUUAAAAACAAUUAUUUGUAAAGUAAAUUAUGUUUGGGGAAAAUAAAACAAUAGCUUUGUGCUUACAUUGUGCCAAAGGCUGAGAAAACAUUUCUUCAUUAACGUUAUGUGUAUUGUAAAGUGUUUUUACCAUGCUUCAGCAAUUUGAAAUUUUUCAAUUGCAAAACCAUUUUUGACCAGCAGGUGGAAAUUAGCUUCAGUAUUUUCAGAUUAUUAUCACUUCAGAAGAGAAAGUGUACUAUACAAAAUUAUU
Molecule: messenger RNA, 5273 nt
Organism: Jaculus jaculus (lesser Egyptian jerboa)
Lineage: Eukaryota; Metazoa; Chordata; Mammalia; Rodentia; Dipodidae
Gene: Arhgap6
Product: Rho GTPase activating protein 6
Exons: 13
Coding region: 1118-4069 (983 amino acids)
Biological process (GO): signal transduction
Molecular function (GO): phospholipase binding; phospholipase activator activity
Source: RefSeq, a predicted model, not a curated record